Molecule: messenger RNA, 1127 nt
Organism: Daucus carota subsp. sativus
Lineage: Eukaryota; Viridiplantae; Streptophyta; Magnoliopsida; Apiales; Apiaceae
Product: eukaryotic translation initiation factor 2 subunit beta
Exons: 10
Coding region: 126-935 (269 amino acids)
Biological process (GO): translational initiation; formation of cytoplasmic translation initiation complex; formation of translation preinitiation complex
Cellular component (GO): eukaryotic translation initiation factor 2 complex
Molecular function (GO): translation initiation factor binding; mRNA binding; translation initiation factor activity
Source: RefSeq, a predicted model, not a curated record
UUGUAAACCGGAUGAGACAGGCCCAGCCCAUGGGUUGGGGGUGGGUAUAUCUAGGUUAUUAAGUUUCAACGACUGCAGUCGCACGCAGACAGAGCAAACUCGUGUUUGAGAUUACUUCAGUAAUCAUGGCUGAUGAGGAAAAUGUUAACGCUAUCAAGGAAGAGGCUGCUGCGGAUAUUGCCCCAUUCGAUCCUUCAAAAAAGAAGAAAAAGAAGAAAGUUGUGAUUCAAGAUCCUGCCGAUGAGCCUGUGGACAAGCUAGUUGAAACUACAGAAUCUGUCACUGAAGGACUUGACACUGCUUUUGCUGGUUUGAAGAAGAAGAAGAAGAAACAGGUUCAGACUGAUCUGUUGGAUGAUGAGAAAGAAAACGAGGCAGAUGAUUUGGCUGAUGACAUUGGAGAAGAUGAAGAAGGAGAAGGCAUUAUAUUGCAACAGCAGUUACCAUGGGAAGGAACUGAGCGAGAUUAUGAAUAUGAAGAGCUCUUGGGCCGAGUGUUUAAUAUUCUUCGUGAGCAUAAUCCUGAACUUGCUGGAGAUAGAAGGAGAACGGUGAUGAGGCCUCCACAAGUUCUUCGUGAAGGGACUAAGAAAACUGUUUUUGUGAACUUCAUGGAUCUCUGCAGAACGAUGCAUAGGCAACCGGAGCAUGUAAUGACAUUCUUGCUGGCUGAAUUGGGUACAAGUGGGUCACUUGACGGACAACAAAGAUUGGUAGUUAAAGGAAGAUUUGCCCCAAAAAAUUUUGAAGGGAUUCUGCGACGAUAUAUUAAUGAAUAUGUCAUUUGCAAUGGCUGCAAAAGUCCAGAUACAAUUCUUUCAAAGGAGAAUCGUCUUUUCUUUCUUCGUUGUGAAAAGUGUGGUUCUGGUAGGUCUGUUGCUCCAAUCAAGGCUGGUUUUCAGGCUCGUGUUGGUCGUCGAAAGGCUGGAACCUAGGUCGUGCUUGUCACAUCUAUGCCCAAUUUGUGUGUUCACUGAGUUGUGCUUGUCACAUCUAUGCCCUCUAUGUAUUAGUAUGUUCCAUCAAAUUUUAUUGACUACCUGUUCAUAAUGUUUGAUGACAUUACAGAAGUCUUGUGUAUUUUGAGAUAUUUGAGUACUGAACUCUGUGAUUAAGCAGUGUGAUCA